AUGUAUAUGAUCCGCCAUGCCUUUAUAUCGCGACAGGCCAUCCCAACUGCAGGCAGACUUCUGAAAUCCAUACUGUUUAGUAAUGCCAAUAACGCUUCAUCCAGCCAUCGACUACUAAGGUAUAAUCUGAGUAAGUCAUCACAGUCGCCGCCUUUGGAAGAGAAGACCCUGAAGAGCAGUAUCAGCAGUAAAGAAGCCGGGUUGCAAGCCCUUCGAGAACGUAUUGCCAAAAUCCCUAUUGAAAAUUAUCGAAACUUUUCUAUUGUCGCCCAUAUCGAUCAUGGUAAAUCGACUCUUAGUGAUAGGUUACUCGAACUUACCGGAGUGAUUCAACCAGGAUCCAAUAAACAAGUUUUGGACCGUUUAGACGUCGAGCGUGAACGAGGUAUCACCAUCAAGGCCCAAACAUGUUCAAUGAUCUACCGCUACCAACAUCAAGAUUAUCUUUUACAACUUGUGGAUUGUCCAGGCCACGUUGAUUUUAGAGCCGAAGUCAGUCGAAGUUUUGCCGCGGUAGGUGGGGCAUUGUUACUUGUGGAUGCUUCGCAAGGGGUGCAAGCUCAAACCGUGGCGAAUUUCUAUUUGGCAUACUCAAUGGAUUUGAAACUUUUGCCAAUUAUCAAUAAGAUAGACUUACCGCAUGCCGAUAUUCCUAAAGCAGUGAGCCAAGUCGAAGAUUUUUUCGAAUUGCCUGUUGACGAUAUCGUCAGUGUUAGUGCGAAAACUGGUCAAAAUGUGGAGAAGAUUCUUCCCCAGAUCAUUGAAAAAAUUGUCCCUCCAGUGGGCAGCACCGCCGAUCCAUUGAAAAUGUUUAUUAUUGACUCAUGGUAUGAUUCAUUUGUGGGGGUGAUUAUGUUGGUUAGAAUUGUUGACGGGACAGUUCACAAAGGAAUGAGGAUUAUAUCGGCCCACACCAAAAAGAAAUACGAGAUCAAAGAAGUCGGGCUAAUGUACCCUGACAAAUUGCCAAUGGAAAAGCUUUCUGCAGGACAGGUUGCCUAUAUCAUUCCCGGAAUGAAGAAUUCUUCCGAAGCUUUGAUUGGUGAUACGUUUAUGGAAAUUGGCAAAGAGGUUGAACCAUUCCCAGGGUUUGAAGAAUCAAAACCCAUGGUUUUCGUUGGGGCAUUCCCGGCCGAUGGGGUAGAAUUUAACGUUUUAGAUGAACGAUUGAACUACUUGGUUCUUAAUGAUAGAAGCGUCACUCUACAAAAAGAGACUUCUAAUGCUUUGGGGCAAGGUUGGAGACUUGGGUUCCUUGGGUCUUUACACGCUUCAGUUUUCAAGGAACGGUUAGAAAAAGAAUAUGGGGCAUCGUUGAUCAUCACUACCCCCACUGUGCCUUACAAAUUAAUCGACAGAAAUGGUGAGAACCAGAUCAUCACCAACCCUGAUGACUUCCCUGAUUUAUCGGCUAUAGGUAAAGGUAUUAAUUGCAAGUACGUUGACUUGCAAGAACCGUAUGUUGAAAUCAUGAGUACCUUCCCUGACGAAUAUGUGGGAGCAGUCAUUCAGUUAUGUGACAAUAAUAGAGGGAUCCAGAAAGAUUUGCAAUAUUUAAACACCGGCCAAGUACUUAUAAAGUACGAAUUACCAUUAUCCCAUCUUGUGAGCGACUUCUUUGGGAAAUUGAAAUCGGCCACUAGGGGAUUUGCCUCGCUUGAUUACGAUGACGCUGGUUACAAAUCAUCGGAUAUUGUAAAGUUGGAACUUUUAGUCAACGGUACCAGCAUCGACGCGCUAUCCCAAGUGAUGCACCGGAGUUUGGUAGAAACCACCGGUCGUGAAUGGGUCAAGAAAUUUAAGCCAUACGUUAAGAAUCAUUUGUUUGAAGUGGUAAUCCAAGCAAGAGCAAAUAAUAAAAUCAUUGGCAGAGAAACAGUGAAGGCCAAAAGAAAGGAUGUGUUACAGAAGUUACACGCUGCUGAUCAGUCCAGAAGAAAGAAAUUAUUAGCUAAACAGAAAGAGGGAAAGAAGAAGAUGAAAUCUAUUGGUAGAGUUAGUGUUGAUCCUGAUGCGUAUCAAUCGUUUUUGCGUCGGUGA
This is a messenger RNA of Saccharomycopsis crataegensis, 2040 nucleotides long. RefSeq names its product GTPase GUF1 (gene GUF1). Lineage: Eukaryota; Fungi; Ascomycota; Saccharomycetes; Ascoideales; Saccharomycopsidaceae. The record is from RefSeq and is a predicted model, not a curated record. Gene Ontology annotation, molecular function: GTP binding; mitochondrial ribosome binding; GTPase activity. The transcript has a single exon. Gene Ontology annotation, cellular component: mitochondrion. Gene Ontology annotation, biological process: positive regulation of translation. Bases 1 to 2040 code for a protein of 679 amino acids.